UAAUUGUUUACAUCACGGGUGUUAUACUGAUAAAAUCAAGUAUUAUAGUAUUGAUUUAAAUUAAAUAAGAGUAAUGUAGAUCUUCAAUCCUGAAGUUAUCGAAGAAGAAACACGAAUUUAUUUAAAUAAAAUUUAAGAAUUAACAUAAUUUAUUCUUACAUCUAAAAAUUUCAAAAAUAGUUCAAAAACGUAAUAUACCCUUGUCACGGUUAAUAAAUAUAAUUUGUAUAGGGCAAAGAUAUUUCUUCAUUUUACACAAUCAGAAUUUGAUAAACCUACAAUUUUUGUCUUAGACAAAGCAUUCUAUUUAAUUUACAAUGUUGUAUAACCUACUUUCCUGUUAAGUUUUGAAUGUUGUUUAAAUGAUAUAUAUAAAUAAAACUCUAAUAUGAUAGUGUGUUCCAGCAAAGGUCCUAUCAGAAAUAUAAAUGGUAAACCAUCGCCAGAUAUGAAGAGAAGCACAAAACGGGAGAGAUAUAGAUAUGGAGACAGUAGUGAAGGACCUCCAGCUAAGAGGAUUCAAGUUGGCUUUACUAUUAACUACCAAGUGUUAACAAGAGCAGCUGAAUCUGUGUCAUCUGGUGCGAAGUCACCUGUAUCAGCACUCAAUGAGCUGGGAAUCAAAGUAACAUACACUGUGCUCGACUAUAGAGGCCCGCCGCACUGUCCUAGCUUUACUGUGGCAGUUACUGCGGCUGAUAUGACAUUUAAAGGCCACGGCACGAGCAAGCGCGACGCAAGAGCCAAUGCGGCAAAGGUCUGCCUCAAUACACUGCUGGCGAAUGCCGGACAGAUAAUGCCGAAAAAUAAUGAUAUUGAUUUUAGCAAUGAUCAAGUAGUUCAUGCAUCUGUGCCAAAAUUCCAACUUCCACUAAAACCCAGUCAGGUUGAGGAGACAAACGUUUUGCAGGAGACAUCGGCACCAUUGCCGGUUCGAGAAACCCGUGAUGUAAAUGAACCAGCCCCAUUGUUCACGCCAGUAUACAGUCUUCCAUCACACAAAAGUCCUGUGAAUAUUGUGUAUGAGACCUUUCCGGGAGUUGUAUUUAGUACAACUCUAGGUGACGGCUCACCACUUGAUUCGGAGACUGUUCCAGCACAAAUAAGUCACAGCAUGCGUUUCAAGACAGUGUGCAAGAUCAAAGAGCAGGUCUUUGAAGGUUAUGGUUCUAGUAAAAAGCAAUCUAAGCUGGCCGCUUCGAGGUCAGCGUUGGCCAGCCUCCUGGGAACACCAACAGAGCAAAUAUCAACGCCGACCACAUAUUGCAAUACUCUUCCUCAAUAUAUUGCCGAUCAUGUUUCUAAAUUGAUAAAUGAGAAAUUCACCGAACUCAUGCGGAAUGAUCCGGCGCAUUCCAAGCGAAAAGUCUUGGCUGGAAUUGUCAUGACUAUAGGAGAAGGUAUCGAGAAGUCGAAGAUUAUAGCAGUAUCUACCGGGACUAAAUGUGUUUCGGGCGAAUAUAUGUCGGUCAGUGGAAGAGCUGUCAACGACUGUCACGCGGAGGUGGCCGCGCGGCGUUGUCUACAGCGAUAUCUGUACAAUCAAUUGUUGAUGUACGCAAGUUCUAAAAAUCCCCGUAUGCCAAUAGAGGAAUCUGAUCUAGAACCUUUGCCGGAAGGUGGAUACAGAUUAAAAGAGAAUAGACAACUCCAUUUAUAUAUAAGUACAGCGCCGUGUGGUGAUGGAAGGAUAUUCAGCCCUCAUGAGACCCAGACGGAACGGGAUAAACAUCCAAACAGAUUCUCUCGAGGGCAGCUUCGUAGCAAGAUAGAGUCUGGUGAAGGGACAAUACCAGUGAAGAAGUCUGCGUUCAUACAAACUUGGGAUGGAGUUUUACAGGGCGAGCGUCUGCUAACAAUGUCGUGCUCGGAUAAAGUGGCGCGCUGGUGUGUCACCGGCCUACAGGGGGCGCUUUUAUCGCAACUCAUCAAGCCUAUUUACCUCAAUUCGUUGGUGCUUGGGUCCUUGCUGCAUACGGAGCAUAUGUAUAGAGCACUCUGUGGACGUAUUGAAGGAUUCAUACAAGGUUUGCCGGCGCCGUAUCGUCUUGUUGCGCCGAAGUUAGCGCGCGCUGCAAGCACGGAGACUAGAUCGCCUGCGCGCGCGCCGUCUUUCUCUGUUUGCUGGUGUGCUAUUGCCCAGGCACCAGAAGUGGUGAACGCGGUAACUGGGAAACUGGAUAAUGAACUACCCUCACUUUUGUGUAAACAAGCAAUGUUCGCGAGGUGGAUAUAUCUUACAAAGCAACUUCAACCUUUAGCACAGGGGAACGUUGUUGGGAGACCAUUGGUACAGGAUCCGGAGAAGUUACUCUACGCUGAGGCAAAGCAGCUUUCGACUAGCUAUCAGAUGGCGAAACAGUGCCUUGUGACGGCGUUUGAGAAAGCUCAACUGGGAACGUGGGUGAAGAAACCAAUAGAACAGGAUCAAUUCUUAUGUGAGAUACACGAGGCCAGCCCUCAAGUACUGUUCGCCUAGGCGGGUCACGAACCAUGUAUCACCACGCAGGGAAUCAAACCCGGGCUAAACACUUCAAAUAUUCACGCGUCGGAUCAAAAACUAUCAUUUAAAGAGAAUUUACAUAACAAUUCAAAACGCAUACGCAAUGUAGAUGAAAUUAACGAUAAAGAAAAUGCGGGCUUAGGACCAAAUCCUAAAAUAAGUUCAAACGAUACUUUUAAUUUUAAAAGUAAAGAAUUUGAUCUAGAAAUUGGGAAACGUCACGUUAAUAACGAAUUUGAAGUCAUAUUAAAUAAGUAUUUAAAAAAUUAUAAUAACUAACGUUGUCAAACGCGGAAAGUUCAAUUUCAAUAAUGACACCAGUUCGAAACAAAGUUAUUCAAAUACGUAACCAGUUAAUAAUCAAAUGUUUAUUCUGACGUUAAAGAAUAUAAAAUAAGACUAAAAUGCUUUGAACCUAAAACUGUUUUUGAUAAUAAAGAAAAUUUAGAUGUUAAAUAUGGAGUAAGAAAGACUGACUAUAAAGAUUAUUAAGACUUUAGUAACGUAAUAGCAAAUCUAAAUCAAUUCAACGAUUCAAAAAAUGAUUAUAUAUGAUGAUGUUAAUAAUUGAUAGCUAAAAAAAUAUAUAAAAGCUAAAUUUGAUUCUUAAAAAAAAAACUGAUAUUUGCGAGUCUUUGAAUGCGGAAAGAACUUAAUUGUAUCAAAAUAUCUGAAACGGGCAAUGAAUCCAAUAGAUGUAAGACUAGAAAAGGCGGGAAAAAAAAUAGUAACACAAUUAUGUCGUCAAAUUAGAAUUUAAUAAACUAAUCGCGUUAUUUUAGUUAUGAUAUUAUGGCGUACGUAAGAAUGAUAACAAAACUACAUUUUAAAACUAUAGUUAUAGCCUAAACAAUUACUAACUUGGGCCUGUAAAUAGAGUUUUAAAAAUGACAUUAAUGACGAACAACGGACUUAGAGCAUAAUAAAAGAACAGAGAAAAAAUCUAAUUGUUAUACAAUAUAGAUUAGAAAACAAUUUAGGUAUUCAAUAGCGGCUACUUGCUGAAAGUUUUCUACGACGUCUAAUGUCAGUGUCAAUGUAACUAAAUACUUGUCAAUCAUUUCUGAAAUGUGUUAAGUCCGGGUGUCACUGCUCACCAUAUAUUGCUGCGUGUUGGUAUUCAAGUUCGUGAUCAACUUAGCCGACAGUUGACAUUUCCAGAAUGUUGCCAGUAAGUAAAUAUUAUUGACAAUUAUUUAAAUUUCGUCCGUUCGCGCCAAUUUGAAUAUUGACAAUAAUAUUUUAUUUUAGCUACUUAAAGCAAAUGUUUAUAAUUCUAUUACGAUUAAUAAUUUUCCCAGUAUUCAUUAUAUAUUUUUUAUUGUUCAGCUUAUUAGUUCUAAGUAAAGGCGUUAAUUAACCAAUGCAAAAUAUGGUAAUUUCGAUUAUUUUUAAAUGUUUAUGUUUAGACAGAUACUAGAAAUCAACGGGGAUGAAAAUUUCUCGUAGUUUGUAAAUGCAUAUAAUGCCAAAGUAUUGUCAAAUGUCAUUUUAUUGUAGUAUUGUGCUACUGUUAUUGUUAAGAAAUUGUGUGUCGUUUGUAUUAAAAAUAGCUUUUAAGUAUUGUAAUUAAAAAAAAUUUACGUGUAUAUGCAUUACUAAAUUAAAUGGCAUUAAUCGACAAAUAGUUACAAUAUAUACAAGCACAAAAUUGAUCUUGAUAAUAUGGAAAAUAAUAACGUAACAUUCUGUAUAAUAAUUGUUGCUCACCCUUCAGAACACUAUCUGUGGCGAAUGCAUCACUAUGAUCAUUUUUCAAUUUGACAAUUGACAUUUGAAAGUAGAGAUAAUGGUAGAAUACUAAUACGUUUAGAAACCAACUCAAACAUUUGUCGACAUCAAGUGUCAACUGUCAGUUAUCAAUUGUCAUCAAGCUGUCUUGAGGUUACGCGAUGCAUGGCCAUCUCUAUGGUUAGCUAACUUCUGCCAUGAGUUUGACAAAGUUUUGAAUUGUUAUUAAAAUAAAAUACAUACGUGUUUGUGUGAUUUAAUAAAAAAUAUCCUAAUAAUUAUUGGCAAUGCAGCUUUUAAUCUAGUCAUUCAUGGAACAUAAACAAAUGUCUAUUAGCGGCAAUGUGUGCUUUAACCCCAGUCCGUCUUAAAUUUCUAAACAGUUUAUUGGUUUUAAAGAAUUACAUACUUAAAAAAGUUUGUAAUUUGUGUUUUGUCUCAUUUUAUUUAAUUAUGUUUACGUAGUGUAGUGUAGUAGUAGUACGUCAAAAAUUUCACGUUAAACCCAGAUGACAUUUUAUUUUUUUAUUUCUAAUCAACAAUUUAACGUCACACGACUCAAAGAAUUUCUACCAAAAUAAACACUUUGUCCCUAUCACUCUGAUGUUAUAUGAACGAGACAAAACACGUACGUUUAGGUAAAUUUUACAUUUGACGAAUUAAAUCUCCCUAAACCUAAUUUUAUAUGUAAUAUUGCUUUAACACGCACAAUGUGAGUAUUGCUAGUCUAUUUUUCUAUUGUUUAACUGUUGAUGGGUAAGUUUUCAUAGUUUGGGUAUUAAGUUGUGAUCAUAAUUUUAAGAAUUAAAUUUGAUUUAUA
This is a messenger RNA of Pieris brassicae (large cabbage white), 5054 nucleotides long. RefSeq names its product double-stranded RNA-specific editase Adar (gene Adar). The transcript is spliced from 20 exons. The record is from RefSeq and is a predicted model, not a curated record. Lineage: Eukaryota; Metazoa; Arthropoda; Insecta; Lepidoptera; Pieridae. Gene Ontology annotation, biological process: adenosine to inosine editing; RNA processing. Gene Ontology annotation, cellular component: nucleolus; cytoplasm. Gene Ontology annotation, molecular function: tRNA-specific adenosine deaminase activity; double-stranded RNA binding; double-stranded RNA adenosine deaminase activity. Bases 389 to 2479 code for a protein of 696 amino acids.